UUUUGCAGGAAUUCAUGAAGAGAUGUUGAAGGAUGUAGUGAGAACAAAGACUUAUCAGAAUGUAAUUUACCAAAACAAGUUUCUCAUCAAGGACAAAAUUGUUCUUGAUGUUGGAGCUGGGACAGGAAUCUUGUCUCUCUUCUGUGCCAAGGCUGGAGCUAAACAUGUCUAUGCUGUUGAGUGUUCUCAAAUGGCUGACAUGGCAAAGGAGAUUGUUAAAGCCAAUGGCUUUUCUGAUGUGAUAACUGUUUUGAAAGGGAAGAUUGAGGAGAUAGAGCUUCCCACUCCUAAAGUGGAUGUGAUUAUAUCUGAAUGGAUGGGUUACUUUUUGUUGUUUGAAAAUAUGUUGGACAGUGUCCUCUACGCUCGUAAUAAAUGGCUUGUUGAUGGCGGGAUUGUGCUGCCAGACAAGGCCUCUCUGUUUCUUACAGCAAUUGAGGAUUCAGAGUAUAAAGAAGACAAAAUUGAAUUUUGGAACAGUGUGUAUGGUUUUGACAUGUCAUGCAUCAAGAAAAAAGCUAUGAUGGAACCACUUGUUGACAUAGUCGACCAAAACCAGAUUGUCACCGAUAGUAAGCUACUUAAGACAAUGGAUAUCUCGAAGAUGUCUUCUGGUGAUGCUUCCUUCACAGCUCCCUUUAAACUUGUUGCACAACGCAAUGACUACAUCCACGCCCUUGUAGCCUACUUUGAUGUAUCAUUCACCAUGUGCCACAAGCUCCUUGGUUUCUCAACAGGACCGAGAUCCCGGGCUACGCACUGGAAACAAACAGUCAUGUACCUUGAAGAUGUGUUAACCAUAUGCGAGGGUGAGACGAUCACUGGAAGCAUGUCUGUGUCGUAUAACAAGAAGAAUCCUAGAGACGUUGACAUAAAGCUAAGCUAUUCUUUGAAUGGCCAGCACUCCAAAGUCUCAAGGACCCAACACUACAAAAUGCGUUGAAGUUCUCUCAGAAGAACUUUAAAUUUGCAGCUGAAACUGAGAAGAUGCCAUAUUCUCAAAUUUGUGAUAUUAGUUUUUGUAUUUUUUCCUUUUCCAGUUUUGCAACAUUCCCUUUUCCUUCACACUGCAACACUUUUUUCCCCGAGUUGAAUUUAUGAUUUUGCUAUAAGCUA
Molecule: messenger RNA, 1116 nt
Organism: Raphanus sativus (radish)
Lineage: Eukaryota; Viridiplantae; Streptophyta; Magnoliopsida; Brassicales; Brassicaceae
Product: protein arginine N-methyltransferase 1.1
Exons: 8
Coding region: 23-943 (306 amino acids)
Biological process (GO): peptidyl-arginine methylation
Cellular component (GO): nucleus
Molecular function (GO): protein-arginine N-methyltransferase activity
Source: RefSeq, a predicted model, not a curated record